AUGACAAAACCCGUCGUUAAGUCAUCUGUGCCCACGCACGACCAGAUCCUCGUCCCUGAGACCUUGUUGAAGAAGAGAAAGAGCCAGGAGAAGGCCAGAGCCGAGCGAAAUGCCACCAUCGAAAAGAGAAAGAAGUCCAACAAGGAGAAGCGUGGUGUCAUCUUCAAGCGCGCCGAGACCUAUGUCAAGGAGUACCGUGAUGCUGAGCGGGAGAAGAUCCGACUUGCCCGUGUGAGCAAGCAGCAAGGCAGCUUCUUCGUUGAUGAGCAACCCAAGCUUGUUUUCGUCAUCAGAAUCAAGGGUAUCAACAAGAUUGCUCCCAAGCCUCGCAAGAUCCUCCAACUCCUCCGUCUCCUCCAAAUCAACAAUGGUGUCUUCAUCAAGUUGACCAAGGCCACCCAAGAGAUGCUGACCAUUGUCAACCCAUACAUCGCCUAUGGCUACCCCAACCUGAAGUCUGUCCGUGAGCUCAUCUACAAACGUGGAUAUGGCAAGAUCGACAAACAACGCAUCCCUCUGACCGACAACCAACUGAUCGAAGACUCUCUCGGCAAGUACGGCCUUGUCUGCGUGGAGGAUUUGAUUCACGAGAUCUUCACCGUCGGACCCAACUUCAAGCAAGCAGCCAACUUCCUGUGGCCCUUCAAGCUGUCCAACCCCAACGGCGGCUUCCGCGCUCGCAAGUUCAAGCAUUACAUCGAAGGUGGUGAUCUUGGUAACCGCGAGGAGAACAUCAACGCUCUCAUCAAGCAGAUGAACUAG
Messenger RNA from Exophiala bonariae, 762 nucleotides. It is a transcript of the gene RPL7, whose product is annotated as 60S ribosomal protein L7. Lineage: Eukaryota; Fungi; Ascomycota; Eurotiomycetes; Chaetothyriales; Herpotrichiellaceae. The coding region runs from base 1 to 762 and encodes 253 amino acids. Gene Ontology annotation, cellular component: cytosolic large ribosomal subunit. The transcript has 4 exons. Gene Ontology annotation, biological process: maturation of LSU-rRNA from tricistronic rRNA transcript (SSU-rRNA, 5.8S rRNA, LSU-rRNA). The record is from RefSeq and is a predicted model, not a curated record. Gene Ontology annotation, molecular function: structural constituent of ribosome; RNA binding.